This is a messenger RNA of Lates calcarifer (barramundi perch), 4630 nucleotides long. RefSeq names its product aldehyde dehydrogenase 8 family, member A1 (gene aldh8a1). The record is from RefSeq and is a predicted model, not a curated record. Lineage: Eukaryota; Metazoa; Chordata; Actinopteri; Centropomidae. Gene Ontology annotation, molecular function: retinal dehydrogenase (NAD+) activity. Gene Ontology annotation, biological process: retinoic acid metabolic process.
AUCUAAAAGUAAGUAGGAAGUGGAAAAUGUAGAGGUGAUCAUUUCCCGUCAAGUUUGACAGCGACAUACAUGGGGGUUGUUCCCGCUGGAGUGGAAAGCACCACAAAAGCCAAGGACUUUUUUUUCAGUAAAAGUUGGGCGAGAAAGACGGGAAAGAGUUUAGAGGAGAUUAACAGUGAAAGGAAAUGAAUAUCAUGACAGACAAUUUCUGCCUUUAUUGGACAGCACAGACCGCAAAAGAACAAAGUAGAAAAGAGAGGUUUUUGAAAAAAAUCGGGACAGAUACAGAUGUGAAUAAUGAACAGAUAAUGUGUUUGAGAUCUUGAGGGUUUCCUGGGUGGGGUCUUUUUCUUAGAUAACAUUUCGGUGUGACGAAUAACAAUGUGACGUAGGUGUUGUCAGACGAUGUCUCUGAUUAACAGUGAGCAACUUCUUUAGUUCCUGUAUGCAAACACAGCAAAAGUGUGUGUCUGCAUGAAAGUUGGCUAAAGGUCUGUUAGGCAAGGAGUGGACAAAAAAAAAAUUGAAUUGAAAAAACAGCACCCAGUACAACACAGUAACUACAGUCUGUUAAUGCUUGUCUUUUUUUAAUUCUUAUGUUUUACAUGUUGAUUUAACUAAGUGUUUGCAACCAGGUCUCUGACAUGAAUUUGGGCAGGUUUACUGAUUUGAUGCAUCAGGAAAACCAUCCACCAACUAUCUGGCUGAUAUAUACCUCCGUUUUUGUGGUUCCGUUAUCUCUGAUACUGAUUGAUAUUCAUCUUAAUAUGACUCAUUUGCCCAGCUGCCUUAGUUGCUGCCUGAGCUGCUGUGGCAUCAGUCACAAACAUCACAAAAUUAUAUAAUGUGGAAAACGCAAAAUAGUCUUUAAAAAAAAAAGAGUUGGGAUUCCAGAUAUAUUACACUGAAUUUCCACAAUGCGUGCAGACGAUGUGUAGGUCAGCCUGCUGCCACAGGAUGGCAGUGUUCAGUUAGAUGCAGGGUCACCCCUUCACUCCAGUCCUCCACACUCAGAUGCACGCAUGCAUUUAUAUGUGUAUAUGAGUAUGUACUUGAGACACAACACAGCAAGAUAAGUAGUAGUCUGCCAGAGAAAUACAUUAAAAAAAGAGCAUGAUGCAGUCACAUAUAUACACAGUACAUGAUUUUAUAUUUGUUUCUUUGGAAUACACGUAAAGUACAAAGCCUAAAAGUCUCUAGCCUCUCUAGCGGUUUCUAGCAGAGCCAAGCGGAAGAGGACAGAAAGAACUGUUGAUGAAUCUGUAAGUCUGGUGGCUCCAUACCAUAACGAUGAAUCACUUUCUCUGUAAAUGAAUGAGUAAUGCUGUGGCUUCAUAGUCAGAAGCCACUCUUUCUGAAUCAGUACUUUCUAAAACCAACAGUCGCACGGUUGUCACCCAAGGGUACACAAACCUAAAACAAGCACUUAAGCACCGUAGACCUUUCAGUAUGUCUCAUGGAGAACUGUGUGUAACUUACUGUUGAGUUCUCAUGAUACAGAAAGGUGAGCUCUUUCCUUGCCCUUCCAUGUGACCUUGCAUGUCUCAUGGGAAUGCUCAGCAUAAAAAAACAGUAAGAGCUAGCCUUUUGAUGUCUAAUUCAUUGGUUGGAUAUGUGCUCCAACCCUUAUUUGGGCCAUUAAAAGGUUUAAUUUAAAACAUAUAUGGAAAAAGACUUUAAGCAGAGGAAACAGGUUGCCUUUUGCUGAAGCAAAACAAUCUCACCUCAAGGCCCAUUUAGUAGCUGCUGUGGAGCUUUCAAUCAUAUCACAUGUUCUUCAUCAGGCAAUUGUGUUUGCCCAGUUGCUAUGGAAUUGUAGAUGUUUCAUUUUUUUAUGAGCACUUCUACUUCUGUUUCCAUGCUCAAAAAUGUAUUUUUACUUUCAUGCUAAGGUAAUGGCAAAGUCCAAGUUUGUGCGUGUUACACCUCACAAUACUGGGCACGCUAAGAGAUCCAUCAAAAAUAACAAAGCACUUAUGAAAUGUCCAAGUCUACUUUAUUUUACAUUAUAUGGAUCUAAACCAUCAAAAGUUAUCAUACCUUUACCUUCAUAAAGUCUGUUUUUCUUUUUAGUACUGACUACACAUCUAUUGCAGUGAUUGGUAUAACAGUGGUAAAGUACAGUUUAUACAGUUGCUUUGGAGUAUUAUUUUUUUUCUUGAUGAACACCUUUCAGUAGCCAUUUAUUAACAUGUGCCCUGGGAGAAUAAUUAGCUCCCACUGUUGUGAAAUGCACAGUGGGAGGAUCAGUGUAGGACAGGUUCACCACCACAGCUGGAUUUGAGUAGUUUGAGACAUUGGCUGCACCAGUCUGCUGUCAUUUUAUUCUUGCAUUUCUGUAGAAUUUAGCUAACAGUCAUGGCAAAAGCCUCAGGGCAGCGCUCGUACCUGGUUCUGGAGAACUACAUCGGAGGAAAGUUUGUCUCUUGUCGGAAUCACAUUGACUCCUACGACCCAUCCACAGGAGAGGUCUACUGCAAAGUUCCUGACAGCGGCAAGGAGGAGGUGGAGGCAGCAGUGGUAGCGGCUAAAGGGGCCUUCCCUGACUGGUCGGCCCGCAGCCCAGAGCAGCGAGCGCAGGUCCUCAACAAGCUGGCUGACCUGAUCGAUGCCCACCUGGAGGAGUUUGCCCAAGCUGAGUCCAGAGACCAAGGUAAAACAGUAACAUUUGCUCGGACUGUGGACAUUCCCCGAUCGGCACACAACUUCCGCUUCUUUGCGUCAUCGGUGCUCCACCACACCACAGACUGCAGCCAGAUGGACCACAUGGGCUGCCUCAACUACACCAUCCGCUGUCCAGUGGGAGUUGCUGGUCUGAUCAGUCCCUGGAACCUCCCCCUGUACCUGCUGACCUGGAAGAUUGCGCCGGCAAUUGCUACAGGAAAUACGGUCGUGGCCAAACCCAGCGAGAUGACCUCUGUGACAGCCUGGAUGAUGUGCAAGUUGAUGCAGCAAGCUGGUGUUCCUCCAGGAGUAGUCAACAUCGUGUUUGGCACUGGUCCGAAAGCAGGUGGCGCCCUCGUUGGCCACCCUGACAUCCCACUGGUCUCCUUCACUGGUUCCACGGCAACUGCUCAGCGUAUCACAGAGUGUAGUGCCCCCUACUGUAAGAAGCUCUCACUGGAGCUGGGUGGUAAAAACCCUGCCAUUAUUUUUGCUGAUGCAGACCUGGACCAGUGCAUAGAGACCACAGUUCGCUCCAGCUUCUCCAAUCAGGGUGAAAUCUGUUUGUGCACCAGUAGGAUUUAUGUAGAGAGAAGUAUCUACUCUGAAUUCCUGGAAAGGUUUGUGGCUGCAGCUAAGAAGUGGAAGACCGGUGUGCCUUCUGACCCCAGCAACAACAACGGAGCUCUCAUCAGCAAAGAGCACCUGGAAAAGGUUCGAAGCUUUGUAGCACUUGCCAAAUCUGAAGGUGGCAUCAUCCACUGCGGUGAGGGGGUUGACCCGCUGGACCUGCCUGAGCAAAACAAGUCUGGCUACUUUAUGCAGCCACCUGUGAUCUCAGGUGUAUCUGAUAGCUCCCGUGUCAUGCAGGAGGAGAUCUUUGGCCCUGUCACCUGCGUCAGCCCCUUCGACACGGAGGACGAAGCUGUUUCCAAGGGCAACGGCGUGCGUUAUGGUCUAUCGGCCACUGUGUGGUCCCGAGACGUGGGGAAGGUUCACCGGCUGGCCAAGCGGUUGCAGGCAGGUUUAGUUUGGACCAACUGCUGGCUGGUUAGAGAUCUGAAUCUGCCCUUUGGAGGGAUGAAGAACUCUGGUCUGGGGAGGGAGGGAGGGAAGGAUUCCUACCACUUCUUCACAGAGGUGAAGAGUGUCACGAUCAAACACUAAAGCAGUGGCAGGCCCUGAUUAAGGAACAUUUUCUGUUAGAGACAGGUACAGAAAUGUGGGGAAAGUUUUGUAGUCAUGACAUUCAUCAACCUGUGUCAGCAACUUGGAAUUCCAACAACAGAUUUCUCAUCACACUCUCUCAGAUUAUUGAAGCUUGUAAUUGAGUCACAUUUGCAGAAUACAAAGAUUAGAGAAAGGCACAUUAUAACAAUACAGAUGGCAAAACUAGAGAUCUUAAAGAAAAGUUUACUGAGGAGGAAAUGUAUCACCAUGUUAAAAAUUGGAAUAUUCUACCUUUAUCAUUUGUUCCUUGCUUCCUAUUUUCUACCACAGUCCCCCAUUUCUGAGCAAAUUAAAAGCAAGUAGUUUUUGGUCUUGAAAUUAGAAAAAGUACCAACCAAACACGGUAAAACUAGAUAAGGUAAAAGCUUAUUUUCUAGCCAUUUCAAGAGAAGAAGUCAGGACCGCAGUUUAUGAAUUUAAGAAUAGCAGCGUAAUCCAACAUCCUUUAAAAAUUUAAACCACAGGUUUGUGUCCUGCAUGGCAGUUCAGGAAGUAACAAAGUAAUUCUGAAGAGAAGGGAUACAAACAGCGAUAAUACUAAUAGAAAAGUAAAAGAAUUUAAUUGUGAAGCAGGUAAACCACAAAGAGAGUUAAUGUGUGCUUUAAGCCACCAGACCCAGAAACAAAAUUACUAGCUGAGUUACACCAGAACAUAACAUGUAGACUGGAAUUUGUUCACAUGUUUUGUAACACAUACAUGUGUUGCCCUGGAUUAAAAUACCUUAUGUAAAAAUCA